Molecule: messenger RNA, 1723 nt
Organism: Desarmillaria tabescens
Lineage: Eukaryota; Fungi; Basidiomycota; Agaricomycetes; Agaricales; Physalacriaceae
Product: S-adenosyl-L-methionine-dependent methyltransferase
Exons: 11
Coding region: 308-1687 (459 amino acids)
Biological process (GO): lipid biosynthetic process
Source: RefSeq, a predicted model, not a curated record
CUUCUCCGACUUGAUUACCGUGAUCUUUCUAAAAUUUUGUUUUUGAGCUAGCUAGACCUGUAAAACACGCCCUUUUGAAUUUUUUUGGUUGUAUAAAUGUCCAUUCAAAACGGUACCACCAUAAGUACGAUAGUUCACUAGCAGGCCUAGGUACAUACGACCGGCCCUAACCGAGAUCCACGACUUCUUUUGUAUAUCCUGAGAACUUCCAUUGAAUAAUCUAGGGAGCGUGGACGACAACUAGGCGCUCCGAGUCAUAAACGUAUCUAUACUCACCGUCUAUCUGCCCUCUGACUUUGUGCCAACAAUGGCUUACUCUAGAUCGUAUGCCGCACUUUCCAUUCCGUCCUUUUCUGCUGUCAAGGAAGGACAAUUCUGGCCUACGUUGGUCACUUUUGCCCGGUCAACUAUAACUGCAGUUCUCGACAAGGGGGCUAAAGAUGGGUUCAUAGAAAUUGUAGAAUGCAACGGCACUGAAAUGAAAUUCGGUACAUAUAACCAGGCUUCCUCAGACCGGCAAGGACUUCUCUUCGUUCACGACGAAAGCUUCUGGGUUCGUGUAUACCUUUCAUAUGAUGUCGGAUUUUCCGAAGCUUAUAUGAACGGCGAGAUAAGCUCUCCGUCCAUGAAGGACGUUUUGAAUAUCUACGUCGACAAUUAUCCUCAUCUGAGCACAGUAUGGUCCUUGACCUACAAGCUUAAAUCCAUUCUAGAUGUCAUCAUUCACCGUUUCCUCAGUCAUGGCUUCCGUCAAUCAAUCUUCAAUGUGGCAGGUUACGAUGCAUCGAACGAGCUCUAUAAGGCGUUCCUCAGUGAGGAGAUGCAAUAUUCGUGUCCCAUCUGGGGAGACAAAGAUGGCGGUGUUCGGGGUGAUCUGACCGGACGAAGAGCGUAUGGAGAUCUUGAACGUGCCCAGGAACGCAAGAUUCGUCACAUUUUGAAGAAGGCGAGGCUUCGGCCUGGUCACCGACUGUUGGAGAUAGGGAGUGGAUGGGGCAGUCUUGCGAUCGCGGCAGCAGAAAUGGGUUGCACUGUUGACUCCCUGACGCUGUCGGUCGGGCAAAAAACCCUGGCAGAGGAACGGAUCAGAAAGGCAGGAUUUGAGUCCCAAAUUCGGAUACACCUUAUGGACUAUAGAAACAUGCCUCCGAGUUUCGAAAAGGCGUUCGAUGCGUGCGUUAGUCUGGAGAUGCUCGAGGCUGUCGGGAUCGAAUACAUGUCAACGUAUAUCAAAAUUAUCGACUGGGCAUUGAAAGAUCGAAACUCUGCUGUGGUCCUUUCGGCGACGUGUUACCCUGAUACUACGUUCACGCCAUACCAGGGCGAUGAUUUCAUCCGAAAAUAUCAUUGGCCGCACACAAUUCCCCCAAGUGCUACGUGGCUAGCCCAACAAUUUCAUACAGUGCUCCGUGGACGGUUCUCCCUUGAGAGUGUCGAAGAUUAUGCUCCGCACUACUGUCGAUGCCUACGUGAAUGGGCCAGGCGCCUUCAAGAAAACUGGACGCCGGAGUUGAUCGCGUCCCUCCAAGAUCGAUACCUGGAAUUCUCAGACCCACAUGCUCUGAACGUGUACAAGCGUCGGUGGUUGUACAUGUUCGUUUACAUGGAGGUUGCCUAUUCGCGUGUCUGGCUUACGCUUCAUACGUGGACCUUCGCACGUCCCGUAUGUUCCGAUAUACUUUUAUGAAUUGGGGAUGCUUACUGAGGACUCACUUAGGGAUAU